Molecule: messenger RNA, 717 nt
Organism: Glycine soja
Lineage: Eukaryota; Viridiplantae; Streptophyta; Magnoliopsida; Fabales; Fabaceae
Product: chaperone protein DnaJ-like
Exons: 1
Coding region: 144-440 (98 amino acids)
Source: RefSeq, a predicted model, not a curated record
UUCCACAACCACUUUUUAUUUAUUUACACAAAUUUUUCUCUCCUUACCUAUUAUUCAUUCCACACUUCACAUACAUAACAUAAAAUCUUCCUCCGUUCAAUCUUCAUCUCUCUCUCUCUAUUCAUCUCCGUUAAGCAAAAAUCAUGGGUCCGAUGGUGCUGAGCCAACUCGCCACCGGUCUUAGCGUUCUAGCCGGAGCGGUUCUGGUGAAAUCGGUUAUGGACCAGAAGCCCAUGGCAGGCCCAUUCACUCGCUGCCCCACGUGCAACGGAACCGGUCGAGUCACGUGCCUCUGCUCGCGUUGGUCCGACGGCGACGUCGGAUGCUCCACGUGCUCCGGGUCGGGUCGCAUGGCCUGCAGCAGUUGCGGCGGCUCCGGUACCGGUCGACCCUUGCCGGCGAAAAUCGCGAUUCGCCCGCCGAACCGCCCAAUUAAUUAGUUCACCAAUUCGUUGGGCUCGCUUGCUCGCUUGCUACUACUCCUUUUAUUUUAGCGUCAGUAUAACAUUUUAAUUUUAUAUAGCUUUUUUAUUUUAUUUUAUAUCGAUCAAUUAUUAUGUAAUAUAAAGUGCACGUUGACACUUGUAUUGAAAUGAACAGAGAGGCAAAUUAAUUAUUAGGUUCCAAUCAUAUACUUAGUAUUACUGUAGUAAUUCAGAUUCUUGAUUUCUUAUACAAGCAUAUAUAUAAUUUUGCUCCUCUUUUCGUUUGAAGGCA